Molecule: messenger RNA, 879 nt
Organism: Sparassis crispa
Lineage: Eukaryota; Fungi; Basidiomycota; Agaricomycetes; Polyporales; Sparassidaceae
Exons: 12
Coding region: 1-879 (292 amino acids)
Source: RefSeq, a predicted model, not a curated record
AUGGAGCUCGGCGAAGCAACCUUGCAUUUCCAUUCCAUAGCUCCCUGCAAUGCAGUUUUCGUUACAGGUAGCGUUGUCAGUAUGGUCAUGAGCGUAAUUUUGGUCGCAGUCAUAUUCGAAGUGUUUCUACCGCGACUGGCAUCAGUCAAAAGAGCUGCUUGGCCCGUUGUUGGAGGUUGCUGUGUUGUCCUCCUCGCCUGCGCUCUAGAUGUCAAUAUUGAACUCAUUUCCCUGAUCGAAUCGCUGUGGCCACUUGAAGGCGAUGAGCCAUCGGCUGGAUAUGUGCGUAAUGGUCCGUUAGCAGUCCCGAAUCGCAUGAGCGUGAUAGACACUUAUAGUACUUGCUAUAAUAUUGAGCUCAUUGCGACAACAGUCCUGCAAGCGGUCAUUAUGCACACAUGCAGUCAGACCCUCUUCCCCCAUAUGCAGUCAAGGUCAAAAUUUGCUAUCACUCUGUCACUGCUUAUUCAACUGCCAAUGACUGUCCUGUAUGCAAUGCUUCUCGGAAACAAGGUAGACAAGACAGACCACAUCAUCUUGCGUGUGUUCGAUGGCAUGUUGUAUACGGAGUCUUUGUUCGCUGUCUGCUGUACGGUUGUGUGCGCGGAGAAGAUUGGGGAGGAACUUCGCAACACCCAGUAUUUGAGUCUUGCAUUCUCGAAAGGUAUCUUCGUGAGUACCUUCAUCACGAACCUCCUUAUGCUGGCGAACUUCCGCUGGUUCCUCUCUUCACCUGGUAUUCUGGCCCUCGUCGCCCAUGGUGUUCUCAUGAAGGGGUACAUGCUUGUCUUAGUGUUCAUCACUAAAUGGCUGCCCGUCGGUAGGGUGGACCUUCCGCCACCGCUGAAUGUCAAGUGUAUGCAGGAUCUCUAUGUCUAA